Papaver somniferum (opium poppy) is the source of this 1515-nucleotide messenger RNA. RefSeq lists its product as uncharacterized. Lineage: Eukaryota; Viridiplantae; Streptophyta; Magnoliopsida; Ranunculales; Papaveraceae. The record is from RefSeq and is a predicted model, not a curated record. The transcript has a single exon. Bases 1 to 1515 code for a protein of 504 amino acids.
AUGUCGUUGUUACAAUGGAAGAACUAUGAUGAGGUCAUGUGUAAGUUUUUUCCUGCAAGCCUGGAAGGCGAAGGAAAGAACUGGUUAUAUACCUUACCCAACGAGUCCAUAGGCAAUUAUGGAGCCUCAAUGGAAACUUUUCUUGAAACCUAUAUGCACAAUAGUAUCGCCCGGCCGAGGAUAAAUAAGCUAUUCACGUUGGCACGAAGGUUCAGGGAGCCCUUAAGAUCUUUGACGGACAGAUGGAGAAAACUGUGUACCGAUAUCGGGAAGGUGCCUAUUGACCAACAGAUCUUCGGGUUCGAAAAUUCUCUAGGGAAAUCUGACCCCAUCUGGAUAGCCAUGUACACUGAGAAACCGCAGACAUUGAAGGAAAUGAGAAAGAUGCAGGAACAUUAUAUUGCAUUGGAGGAAAUACAAGAAGGAGCACAAGAUAGAGGAGUCCAAAAAGCCAGUACAGUAGCCGGGGAGACUCCUCAAGGUGACUCAAAGCGAUCAGAAAAAAGGCCGAUGAUACCACAGCAAAGCUCGGGAAAGAAGGAAUGGGUCGAGAAAGGAAAAAGGCCUCGUCAUGAGCCGAGAACCUACACACCCCUAAACGCGCCGCUAGAAGAAAUCUUUAAGGAAGUAGAAAAGAUAAAUGACAUUAGGUAUCCAAAUACUAGAGGAAUCCAGUUUGACGAGACAAGGAAUCACCCCGAGUUUUACCAUUACCAUCAGUACCGAGGCCACUCGACCAACAAUUGUCGGGAGGUGAAAGAUAUCGUUCAACGCCUAAUUAGGGAUGGCUACUUGCAACACUUUGUUAAGCAAACAACAUCGGCACCCACCAUACCGGACGCUCGUAUACACCAAGUAAGGAUCGAUCGUGGAACUCAGUUCACCUGCAAUACCAUCUCACACUCGGCAACACAAAGGUUCGAUUUAAGAACCGGUAUUACAUCAAGAAUUCACAAGAGGGAUCAUGCUGGGAAGGAGAUCUUUAGCGUAGAAAAAACUUUACCUAUGGAGGCCUGGAUGAUGCAGCUGAUCACCUUCUCCGCUAAAGACAUUCCGAUGAAUGGACAAGCACAUGGAGAUCCACCAGUGAUCACCUUAAUCAUAGAAGAUUGGGGAGUCAAAAGGAUACUGAUGGACAACGGGAAUUCAGUCGAGGUCCUCUUCUACGACACGUUCAAAAGAAUGGAGCUAUCUUAUGACAUUUUAAUUCCCUCAACUUAUCGGAUCUAUGGAUUUAAUGGGACAGUGACCGUGCCAAAGGGGGAAGUCACUCACAGAGUCUCCGAUGGGGAGGGAUACUUGGACACGCUCACCACCUUCUGCCUUGUGGACGUGGUAUCACCUUAUGAGGCUAUCCUCGGCAGGACAUGGAUCGCAGGCAUUAAAGGGGUGGCAUCGGCUUACCACCAAAGGUUAAGGUUCCCUUCUUACAAGGGAGUUGUGGAAGUACUAGGUGAUCUUCAGGCCGCACGGCAAUGCAUGCAGUUAGAUAUCCAGCAAAAUGAGGAGAUGUGA